Messenger RNA from Mytilus californianus (California mussel), 2501 nucleotides. RefSeq names its product UV radiation resistance-associated gene protein-like. Gene Ontology annotation, molecular function: SNARE binding. The record is from RefSeq and is a predicted model, not a curated record. NCBI's taxonomy places the organism in Eukaryota, Metazoa, Mollusca, Bivalvia, Mytilida, Mytilidae. Gene Ontology annotation, cellular component: lytic vacuole; endosome. The coding region runs from base 123 to 2462 and encodes 779 amino acids. The transcript is spliced from 16 exons. Gene Ontology annotation, biological process: SNARE complex assembly.
GAUGUUUAAAAUGGUGGACGGAGUUAAUUUCCGACAGCGAAAACUCCCCAUGACUAUUAGAAAUACAUUUUAAACAUUAACACAUUAGAAUCCUUAUCAAUAAUGUAGCUACAUACUGUAACAUGGAAAAUUCUUCUAAAUUUGCGCGAAACUACUUUGAAUUAUCGUCAUACCAGAGAAGACUCAGACACUUAAGAUGUCUAGCAUUAAGAAAUUUAUGUUGGCCAGGACACAAAGGAAAAGACUUGACAAAUCUGCAGUCCUACUUUACUCUACAUACAGACAGAAAUGUUCCAGCAUUUUAUACAAGUGAAAAGAUACAGGGAUCUCUGAAUCCAACAUGGCAGAGUUUUGACAUCAGUAGAUAUGAAGACAAUAUCAGUACAAGAACAAGAUUUUUAGUAGUGAAGGUAUGGGUUGGUAUAAAGGACAAAUUUGACCUAUUGAUUGAUUGGGAUGUAAAUCUAAUGGGACUGGUUUUCUUUGCUGACAAGCUUCAGCAAGACACAGUAAAGUAUGCUUCUAAUUCUCUUAUAUUUGGGAUGUUUGACAAAUAUUUUACUGCUCCUGAAGUAGACUUGACAAAGAAACCAGAGUUAGCUGGAAAUGUGAUGAAAAUAGAUUCAGCUGCAGUCAGAAACUCCUACAGAGCACUUUCUGUUUCCAGAAUUUACACAGUCCUGAGAGCAACAAAACAGACCCAGGCUACUGUUAACAAGUACCAUAGUAAAAUUGAAGAUAAACUGUUGUCAUCUCAAGAAAAAUCCCAAAAGCUAUCAAGUAGAGAAGCUUUAAUAAUGAAGAGAGAACAGAUGAGAAGUGAGUUAACAUGGCAGAUGUCAAGACUACAGUUAGCUAAAGAUGAUCUCGAUAAACAGAAAAAUAUCAGUCAACAAAAAGAAGAAGAGAUAAAUGAAAGAUUCCUCCAGUUAAAGAAAAAGAGAGAAGAUUUAUGUGAGAGCAAGAAAAGUUAUAAUCAAACAAGAGAAAAUUUUAUCAAAGAAGAAGCACAGUGGAAGAUAAGAAGAAAACAGUUGAUUAGCGAGUUGGAAACCUAUGUUUAUCCUAUUACAGAGAACAAAAAGAAAGACUGUUUUAUUUGUCAUGUCAAGUUACCAGAUUCAGAAAGUUUUCAUGGUUGUGAUGACACACAGGUAGCUGUUGCCCUUGGUUACACAGCUCAUAUGGUUACAAUGAUGUCACACAUUCUUGAUGUACCUUUGAGAUAUCCUAUAGAACAUAGGAGUUCAAGGUCACAGAUUAUGGACCAUAUACACCACAAGCUAACAGAUAAAGAUAAUACAUUCCCACUUUACUCAAAAGGCAAAGAAAAGUUUUACUUUAACUAUGGUGUAUAUUUGCUGAACAAAGAUAUUGGUCAGCUUAGAUUUUAUUGCGGAAUGGGGACAGCUGAUUUACGGACCACUUUACAAAAUAUCAAAACAUUAUUAGAACUUAGACUUGGAACGAAAGUAGAAAACCAGAAUAGACUCCACAAACCAAAUAGUGAUAUUAAAGAUAAAAAUUACAGUGAUAUUGACACUCAUAGCUCUCUAGCUUCUGGAGGUAGAUUAAGUGCACCAGACAGUACAGAUAUGGUCACAAUAGAAAACGUCUUGGCAGGAACCAAAACAGAAAGGUUGAAAAGAGAAAAUGACAGUUUUUCAAAUCUUAGUUCUGUAAAUUCUAAUGCCAACAGACAAACUUUGGAGGACCAAGAUUCAGCAGACAUUCACUUUCAUCCUUCACCAGAUGACAAUUUUUUCAAAAUUUCAAAUCCUGUCUCCGAUAAAUCUGACCUUUUCAAUGAUAUUGAUGCUAUUGAUAGUAGCUUAAAAGUUACAGAACUAGUUGAUUUUAGUGAAUUUGGAAUCAACCAUGCCCAAUAUGAUAGAAAUAAUUCUUUAGAUGUUAAACCCAGAACCGAUUCUGAUAUGACCACAAACAGUGGAGAGUAUUUUGGCGGCAAAAAUUUAAUAUUAGAAAGUCAAAUGUCAACUCUUUCAACUACAGAUUAUCACCAGAACCAUUCCGAUUUUAAGAAAUUUUUAAGUAUAGGUGCAAGUGACAUGCAUUCCGUGGACGAUUCUCAUGAUCAGAAUGGAUCAAAAGAUUCUAGUCAAAAAACAUUUACUGAACCAUUAGAAGAUGGAUCCUAUGAAGACGACCAUAAUUUGGAGGAUUCGUAUAUUGACAAAAAAUUAAAUGUACCGGUAGAUACAAAUCAGACUGAUUCUUCUGCUCAAAGAGGAGAUUGCAAUAAGAAUGUUUUGCAUAAUACAGAACCAAAUGAUAUUUCUAGCAAAACCUGUGAUGAAUUCAUUUCUGUGGUUUCCAAUGAGGAUGAGGAAUUCCCAGAAAUCCAAAGAACCUUUAAGACAUUGUCAUUUAGACAAACAACUGAGAAACCUGAUGAUAUAGAAUCUUCAUGUGCAUCAGAAAAUAUUCCGGAUAGCUUGUGAUGUUCAAUGAUUUUAGCUUUAUAAAUAUUCAGAAUAUAA